AUGACUGGUCGGGCACGAGCACGAUCAAGGGGCAGAGCUCGCGGGCAGGAGACUGCGGCACCUGGAGCGAGCAUGGCUCAAGAGCCUGCAACAGCAGCUCCCCCACCUGCAGAGGGAGAGCUGGUCGGUAGAGGGAGGCAGAAAGGUGCUCCAGGAGCCUUUUCUGCAGAAGCUGCUCUGCAGAUUUCAGUUGGGUUUCAGCAGGUGAAGCUGGGAGAAAGAGGUGGACGCCGGCGUGAUUUUAACGAUGCAGGGGUUUUCACCAGGCAGGCUAUGGAGCAUGUUAAGGACUCAAAGACUGGAACAACUGGUUCUCCCAUUCAGUUGACAGCAAACUUCUUUCGCAUCCUGUCCCGCCCUGAGUGGGUUCUGUAUCAGUACCAUGUGGACUACAAACCACCGAUGGAGUCUCGUCGCCUGAGAUCUGCCCUCCUCUUCCAGCAUGAGGAAGCACUCGGCUCAGUGCGGAGCUUUGAUGGAGCUGUACUUUUUCUGCCCUGCAGAUUGCCCAACAAGGAGACUGUGCUGCACAGCGAGACAAGGAGUGGAGAAAAGGUUCAGAUAACCAUCACCCUGACCAAUGAACUGCUGCCCACAUCUCCAGUGUGCAUUCAGUUUUACAACAUCAUACUCAGAAGGAUCUUGAGAAUUCUCAACAUGCAGCAGAUUGGACGCAACUACUACAACCCCGGUGAUCCACUCAACGUCCCACAGCACAGACUGAUCAUCUGGCCGGGCUACGCCACCAGCAUCUUGCGCUACGAGUCGUCCAUUAUGCUGUGUACUGACGUGAGCCACAGGGUGCUGCGUAGUGAGACAGUCCUUGACUUUAUGGGCAACCUGAGGCAGCAGUGUGGAAAUCAACGCUUUGCUGAGAUCUGCACUAAGGAGCUCAUUGGACUCAUAGUCCUCACCAAGUACAACAACAAAACCUACAGGAUCGAUGAUAUUGCAUGGGAUCACACUCCCAGCAACACAUUCAAGAGGGGAGACACAGACAUUUCCUUCAAGGACUAUUACAAGACUCAAUAUGGUCUAGACAUCAUUGAUGGGAACCAGGUACUGCUGAUCAGCCACGUAAAGAAGUUUGCUGGUGCAGCUCCUCUGGGCCCGGCCAUGCUCGUCCCAGAGCUGUGCUACCUCACAGGCUUGACUGACAAGAUGCGGAAAGACACAACCAUCAUGCGAUCCUUGAGCGGCUUUACCAGACUGGCCCCAAUGCAGAGGGAGGAACGCCUCAACAGAUUUGUCACAAACAUACAGAAGAAUGCUGACACACAGUUGGAGUUGGAUAAGUGGGGACUCAACUUUGAUGACAAACUCCUAACUCUGAAAGGCAGAGUCCUCCCAGGGGAGAGGAUUUUCCAGGGAUCAAGAUCGUUUGAGUGCGACCUCCGGAGCGCUGGCUGGUCCAAAGAGAUGCGUGGGCUGCCUCUGAUCAGCAGCCCCCCGCUGAAUAACUGGCUCGUGUUUUUCACCCGUCGCAACAGCAGCGAAGCCCAGUCCUUCCUGCAGGCCCUCGUCAAGGUCUCAGGUCCACUCGGCAUCAAACUGCAGAGACCUGGCAUGGUGGAGUAUGAGGAUCGUCAGGAGUCUCUCCUCAGAGCCCUGCAGCACAAUAUUGACCCCCACACACAGAUGGUGGUGGUUGUCCUCCCCAGCAGCAGGAAGGACAAGUACGACAGCAUCAAGAAGUACCUUUGUGUGGACUGCCCCACUCCCAGCCAGUGUGUGCUCGCCGGCACUCUCGGCCAGACUCGGCCACUCAUGACUAUAGCCACCAAGAUUGCACUGCAGAUGGCCUGCAAGAUGGGGGGAGAGCUGUGGAGUGUGGAAAUCCCUCUCAAACAUCUGAUGAUUGUGGGCAUUGACUGCUACCAUGACACUGUUGCUGGGAAACGGUCCAUUGGAUCUCUAGUGUCCAGCCUCAACCAGAACAUGACCAGGUGGUUCUCAAAGUGUGUGCUGCAGCCUAAAGGUCAGGAAGUCAUGGACGGCCUGAAGGUCGCCUUAAGUGCUGCGCUGAAAGCCUAUCUGAAGUUCAACAGCUGCCUGCCCUCACGCAUCGUCAUCUACAGAGACGGCGUCGGGGACGGUCAGCUGCACAGCGUGGUCAACUACGAGGUCUCGCAGAUCAAGGACUCCAUCAAGUCCAUGGGGCACGACUAUGUGCCCAAGUUGAGUGUGGUGGUGGUGAAGAAGCGCAUAAGCAGCAGGUUCUUCGCCCACAUCAACGGCAAGAUAACCAACCCUCCCCCAGGCACCAUCGUUGACACCGAGGUCACCCGUCCAGAGUGGUAUGACUUCUACAUCGUGAGCCAGGCUGUCAACACUGGAAGCGUCUCGCCAACCCACUACAACGUUGUGUACGACACCAGUGGACUGAAGCCUGAUCACAUGCAGCGGCUCACGUACAAGCUGUGCCACAUGUACUACAACUGGCAGGGGAUCAUCCGAGUGCCCGCUCCCUGUCAGUACGCCCACAAGUUGGCUUUCCUUGUGGGUGAUAGCAUCCACAGGGAGCCCAAUGUGCAGCUGGAUGAGUUACUCUUCUACCUCUGA
Molecule: messenger RNA, 2562 nt
Organism: Chelmon rostratus (copperband butterflyfish)
Lineage: Eukaryota; Metazoa; Chordata; Actinopteri; Chaetodontiformes; Chaetodontidae
Gene: piwil1
Product: piwi-like RNA-mediated gene silencing 1
Exons: 20
Coding region: 1-2562 (853 amino acids)
Biological process (GO): regulatory ncRNA-mediated gene silencing
Cellular component (GO): P granule
Molecular function (GO): protein binding; piRNA binding
Source: RefSeq, a predicted model, not a curated record